Diachasma alloeum is the source of this 1558-nucleotide messenger RNA. RefSeq names its product putative E3 ubiquitin-protein ligase UBR7. The transcript has 5 exons. Lineage: Eukaryota; Metazoa; Arthropoda; Insecta; Hymenoptera; Braconidae. The record is from RefSeq and is a predicted model, not a curated record. Bases 278 to 1360 code for a protein of 360 amino acids. Gene Ontology annotation, cellular component: cytoplasm. Gene Ontology annotation, molecular function: zinc ion binding; ubiquitin protein ligase activity.
AUGCUCAAGUGACCACUUCUCUCCACUCAAAAAAACAAAGCGGACGGUUUGAGCGGGAAUUGCACACUCCCAGUCCACCAUUAGGCCACAAAAAUCGUUUGUGAAUCCUUGGAGAUCAUUUCGAAAUUGAAAAAAACACCAGCGCACAUUAAAAUCGUUCAAAAUUGAAAAUUCAAUGUUUAAGUAAUUCUCUCGUGACAAAUAUACGUUGGAUCAACUCAGGAGAGGUCAUUUCAAGUUCUUAUAAACGUCAAUAGAACGCCAGUGGCAGAUAAACAUGGCCGAGCAAGAAGAAACUGUUGAGAAUGUCGAAGAGGAGAAGUCAGUUACAAUGCUGGACGUCUUGCAGGAGGAGAAUCAGCUUGAGGAAGAUGCUAAUGCUGUUCUGGGGGCUUCUGAUGAUAAGAAUUGCACUUACGGUCAGGGAUAUAUCAGACAAGCUCUGUAUGCUUGCAACACUUGCUGCCCUGGGGGCAAGGAGCCUGCAGGUGUCUGCCUGGCCUGCAGCUUUCAUUGCCAUGAAGGCCACGAGCUGAUUGAACUGUACACAAAGAGACACUUCAGGUGUGACUGCGGGAAUUCCAAGUUCAAUGGGAAAAAAUGCAGUUUGGAUCCUGCAAAAGCAAGUACCAAUAGUGAGAAUGAGUACAAUCAGAACUUCACAGGGGUGUACUGCACCUGUGGCAGGCCAUAUCCAGAUCCCGAAGAUACCACCAAUGAUGAGAUGCUUCAGUGUGUCAUCUGCGAGGAUUGGUACCACUCAAAACACCUGAACUGCAAGGAUGACACUCCUGAGGAGAACUCCUACGAAGAGGUCGUGUGUUCUGGAUGCAUGAGCAAGCAUGACUUCCUGUGGCGUUAUGCACUACAGUAUUCUGUUAAUAAGAGCAUUAAGAAGGAGGGGGAGAAGGUGGAUGAGGCUGUUGAUGUCACUGGGGCAUCUUCUGAGUGUAAACUGCCUGAGAAGGGGGUGGAGAAUGCUGAGGGUUCGUGCUUCUGGGCUGAGGGAUGGAGGGCUGCUCUGUGUACCUGUGAUAAUUGCAAGAAGAUGUAUGAGAAAGGAAAUGUCUCUUUCCUCAUUGAUCCCACUGACAGUGUCCAGGCCUAUGAAGAAGCUGGAAAACUCGUACGUUCAGAAUCAGCAUAUGAGAGAGGAAUGAAGGCUCUUGCUUCCCUCGAUCAUGUCCAGCAAGUCAAUGCCAUUGAAGAAUAUAACAACAUGAAGGACCACUUGAAGCAGUACCUGAAGAAAUUCGUGGAGAACAAGAAAGUAGUACGUGAGGAGGACAUAAAGGAAUUUUUUUCUGAAAUGUCAUCAAACAAGCGCCCAAAAGUCACUGUCCCCACAUUCUGUCGUUAAUUAAUCCAAGGUACAACUAUAUUUUUUUAUAAAUCCAUAAAAUAUUGUCGGCGCAUCACUUGAAUUAUGACAUCUCCGGGUUUAGCAUGCCUACAAAAAGUAAAAGCUGUGAAAAAUUGAACAUUUCGAAUCAUAUAUAAUCACGAUGCAUUUUGAAAUAUUAUUGAUAAAUAAAUGAGCUAAGUCAUUUUGUAAUAA